Messenger RNA from Linum tenue, 3459 nucleotides. The record is from the annotation of a GenBank genome assembly. NCBI's taxonomy places the organism in Eukaryota, Viridiplantae, Streptophyta, Magnoliopsida, Malpighiales, Linaceae.
CCGAUCAUCUCUACACCUCUCUAUUCAGGGACGAGGAAGAGCUAUGCAAGGGAGAAGAAAUUGCCCCUUCCCUAGUCCAGGCCAUCCCCAAUUCCAAGAUCUACAUCCCUAUUUUAACCAAGCAGUACGCUUCCAGCAAAUGGUGUCUUCAAGAAUUGGCUCAAAUGGUGGGGUGCUGGAAGCAAAAGAAGGGACACCUCAUCCUUCCCAUUUUCUAUUUUGUCGACCCUAGAGAUGUGAGGCAUAUCAACAUGGCUCUUAUCAGGAAGCCUUUGUACAGCAUGCCCAGAAACAUAGCCCCGAAACUGUGAACGAAUGGAAGGAAGCACUUCAAGAGGUUGGGCAAAUGAAAGGAUGGCAUGUCACUGAAUCCGACAGUCAGGGAGCUAUAAUACAACAAAUCCUUUCUGAAGUUGAGUUGCAUUUGGGGGGCAUUUACACCUUAGUGACUGAUGAGUUGGUUGGAAUCGAUAGUCACGUGGAAGAAGUGAUGACAUUAUUGAAUUCAUCCUCUUCUAUAGGGAAAGUCGUUGGUAUUCAUGGCAUGGGUGGUUUAGGUAAAACCACUCUAUCUAAAGUUGUUUAUAACAAGAUUUGCACUCAAUUUGAACGUUUUUGUUUCUUGGAAGAUGUACGGGAAACAUUGACAAAUAGUGAAGGAGCUCUUUCUUUACAAAAUAAGCUUAUCUCGAGCAUUUUGAAGAAGGAUAAUCAUCAAGUUAGUAAUGUUAGUGAAGGAAUCAACAUGAUAAAGGAAAGGGUUUGCAAGCACAAGGUGCUUAUUGUUAUUGAUGAUAUAGAUGGUAGGUUUGAAUUUGAUAAGAUUAUAGGAAAUUUAGGUGAUUUUUCUUUUGAUAGCAGAUUUAUGUUUACAACUAGAUAUAAAAGAGCUUUAGAUUUCUUCCCAAAUUGUAAAUUGUAUGAAAUAGGAGAAAUGAGUCAUCCUUUGUCCUUGCAACUGUUUAGCAAACAUGCUUUUGGGAUGGACAGUCCUCCAAUGGAAGAUGUUGCUAUAUCUGAGGAAUUUGUAAAAGUUGCUGCUGGACUUCCUUUAGCUCUUAAAGUGAUAGGAUCACUUUUGUUUCGUAGAGAGAGGAAAUUUUGGGAAGAAAAGCUUAUAGAGUUACAAGGAAUACCUUCUACUACCGAAAAUAAGGUGCAAGAAAGAUUGAAGAUAAGUUACAACGAGUUGUCGCACAAUGAGAAACAAAUCUUCCUUGACAUAGCUUGUUUUUUUGUCGGUACCCACAAAGAUUUAAUCUACUACAUGUGGAGUGGUUGUGAUUUCUAUCCAGAAAGUGGGAUCACCACUCUUAUCCACAUAUCGUUGAUGAAACUUGACGAAGGAAACCAUUUUUGGAUGCACGAUCACAUCAAAGAUCUUGGAAGAGCCAUUGUUAGAGAGGAAGAUAUUCAACAUCCAUACAACCGUAGUAGGAUAUGGUCAACCGACGACGCCCUUGAUAUGUUCAGGAAUGCAAAGGUAAAGAUCUUCGUAGAAGUUCUUAGAGUGGAUGUCAAAUCUAGAGAACAUGAAAAAGAACUUAAAAGCGUGGAUUUUAAGGACUUAUUAGGUUUACGGUACCUGGAGGUGCGAUAUGGAAGCAUAAUGGGGGAUUUCAGCCAGGUUCUUCCAAAUUUAUGUUCCCUUCGAUUGCCACAUUGUGAAUCAAUCCCAUCUGAUAUCUACAUGAAGAAAUUGGUAGUUCUUGAUUUGAAGGAAUGCAAUGUGAAAGAUAAUUGGAGGGGCUGGAACCGAAUAAAGGCAGCAGCGAAGCUGAAAGCUGUAAAUUUACCCCAGUGUUCUCGGCUGAGAAAAGCACCCGACUUGUCCACAUGCACAAGUUUGGAGUUCAUAAAUUUUGGGUCUUGUCGCCAUAUGGAAGGAGAACUGCACAUUGGUACUUUCAAGAAUUUGAAAAGGCUGAGUCUUCGUUGGACCAAUAUAACUGAGUUAAUCAUUAGGGGAAAUGAUAUUGGAAAGUUUCGACGACUAGAGGAGCUGGACUUGACGUCCACCUGUUUGAGAGAAUUGCCUACUGGGAUGGAAAACUUACCCUCUCUCAAAACCCUACUGUUGGAAUCAGGAAAAUCUUGGGAGUUCCUGAUGGAGGAGAUACCCAGGCUCCCGAGGAGUAUAAAGAGGCUAACCAUUUCACCUCCAUCUAGAGUUCCAAAUCUGUUAGAGCUCACGGAGUUGGAGUCUCUAAGCUACCUCAGAGGUAAUAUUCCUUGUAUCCCUCAAGACUUAUGGCUGUUGUGCGAUUAUAUCGAGGUAUUUACUCCGAUGGCUGGAGGCCUUUUGAAUGAGCUCCCCAGCCUAGCAAAUCUACGCAAUCUUACCCAACUCACACUCAUGCAUAUCGGGGUGGUCGAAAUCCUGGGCCUGGGAGAGCUUCGGGUGCUGGAGACACUGGUGAUAUCCUAUUCCCCGAAUCUGAUCAACCUCCACGGACUUGAGAAUCUGAUUUUCCUCAAGAACCUGUACGUGGGAACGUGCUCUGUGUUAGAGAGACUGCCGAGUGUAAUGAAUUUGAUCAAGCUGAAGUUAUUGGUGGUUUACGAGUGCCCGGUUCUUGUAGAAAUUCAAGGUCUGGGUGGCAUUGGGGAGUCUUUAUCCCGUCUGUUAAUCGGAGGAUGUCCUAGCUUGGCAAACUAUGAUGGAUUUCAACUUCUGGGAGCAUUGGAGUAUCUUACUUUUCAGGAACAAUCGUUUUGUCUCCAUGGCAAUGAUUCAUUUCCGGAUCUCUCUGGCCUCUUUAAUCUCAAGCAGUUGAAACUGCGCUGCUGUCUGGAGUUAACAGAGCUUACAGGAUUUGAGAGAUUGAUGUCUCUAGAACGGUUUACUAUGAAAGAAUGCAACUCCAUUCGAAAUCUGCCUGAUCUGUCUGGGCACGGGAAACUCAAAACAUUAAACAUAAGAUUUUGCGACAGCCUGAUUAAUCUCACGGGCAUCGAGAGAUUGGUGUCUUUGCGGGAGAUAGAGAUACAUGAUUGCAAUUUGAUUACGAAGCUGCCAAACUUAUCGGGCUUGAAGAAUUUGGAGCUGUUGAAUCUUAGCAAAUGCACAGCCUUGACUGAGGUCCAGGGGGUGGAGGGAUUGGAGUCAUUAACAAUACUGCAGAUGGGUAAUUGCAGGUCAAUAAAGGCGUUGGGAAACCUGUCUGGUCUCAAGAAAUUGGCGUUACUUGAUAUUGAGGGAUGCACAAAAUUGACCAAGGUGAAUGGGCUUGAGGAGCUGGAUGGGUUACGGUACAUGGAUAUGGGGAAAAGAAUGAGAGUGAAGUACUUGGCGAAGUCGGCUGCGAGAUAUGGCAAGGGACUGCUUUCCGGGUCUCUCAGCAACUGGUGAUGGCGGAAGGACCUCUCUCCCUCCUGUUCUAUUUUGGUAAAGCCAUAUAUGGGUGAGUCCGCUGGAGACUUUGUUCCAAUAUGAUGUGGUGGAUAGGGCUGGAAAUG